UUGUGGACUGACCUCCGGGAGUCCAGCCAACGUUUUUGCUGAACAGUUCAUCGUCAUACCUUCCACAUUCGUGCAUAUUGCCGUAAACAGGCAUUUCACAUGUCCAAUUACUGUGCUCUAUUCGCUGCGCACUUUUUAAUUUUUAACCCCGCCUUAGUUUAUGGGCGUUGCUUUCGUGCCUAUUCAUCCUAUCAAACGCGCAAGAAUUACUCAGGGGUGUGGUUAAGCGUUUGCUUGACUGACGCGUGUAGUGCCGCCAGAACUGAGGCAGAUCUCGAAAUGGCGGAGUGUAGCAGCAUGGAGGUGUCCAGUGGACAGGCAGAGACCUCCGAGAAGCCAGCAGCAGAGGACAUGACCUCAAAAGAUUAUUAUUUUGAUUCAUAUGCCCAUUUUGGUAUUCAUGAGGAAAUGUUAAAGGACGAAGUGCGCACUCUCACAUACCGAAAUUCCAUGUUUCACAACAAACAUCUUUUUAAAGAUAAGGUGGUUCUGGAUGUGGGCAGUGGUACCGGAAUUUUGUGUAUGUUUGCUGCUAAAGCUGGUGCUAAAAAGGUUAUUGGGAUAGAGUGCUCCAGCAUUUCAGAUUAUGCAGUAAAAAUUGUCAAGGCCAAUAAACUUGACCAUGUUGUGACCAUCAUUAAAGGCAAAGUGGAAGAAGUGGAGUUGCCUGUAGAUGGAGUAGACAUUAUCAUCUCAGAAUGGAUGGGUUAUUGUUUGUUCUAUGAAUCCAUGCUUAAUACUGUAAUUUAUGCAAGGGACAAGUGGCUGAAACCUGAUGGCUUGAUCUUCCCGGACAGAGCAACUCUGUAUGUUACUGCGAUUGAAGAUCGUCAAUACAAGGACUAUAAAAUCCACUGGUGGGAGAAUGUGUAUGGUUUUGACAUGUCCUGCAUUAAGGAUGUAGCCAUUAAGGAGCCUUUAGUUGACGUUGUUGAUCCAAAGCAGCUUGUUACUAGCUCCUGCCUCAUUAAGGAGGUUGAUAUAUACACGGUCAAGACAGAGGACCUUUCUUUUACAUCUCCCUUCUGCUUGCAAGUAAAGAGAAAUGAUUACAUUCAUGCACUUGUCACAUACUUCAAUAUUGAGUUCACCAGAUGUCACAAGAGGACUGGCUUCUCUACUAGCCCAGAAUCUCCUUAUACUCAUUGGAAACAGACAGUCUUUUACUUGGAUGACUAUUUAACUGUAAAGACUGGAGAGGAAAUCUUUGGAACCAUCAGCAUGAAACCCAAUGCAAAAAAUAAUCGGGAUCUGGACUUUGUUGUAGACAUUGAUUUCAAGGGUCAGCUAUGCGAGAUGAGCAAGACUUCAGAAUACCGGAUGCGCUAGAGCAGAGGUCUUGAAGACAAAUCCCCACUUAGUACAAAAUUACAUAGUUCACUUUGUUCACAGUUUCUCCAUAGAAAUUACAUCCUGAGCAAUGGACAUGUUUUUGUCAUUGCACUGCCUGCCUAAGGUGCCAUUCCCUUAUGUUCCUGCCAUUUGCUAUUUCAUCUUUCUGUGUGGGAAACUUGUACUUUAAAUGUUGUGAAAUAAGUGAUUAACUAAAGGACUGUAAGUUAAAUAUUUGGACAGUCUUCCCUGACUGACAAAGGACUUUUAUUUGUGUUUGCUGCUUUUUAUAUAUAAAAAAAAGAAAUAAAGUUAGUUUCUUUGGAAGAAGAGGUGACCCCCUCUCCUGGAUUUCAGAA
Molecule: messenger RNA, 1691 nt
Organism: Erpetoichthys calabaricus (reedfish)
Lineage: Eukaryota; Metazoa; Chordata; Cladistia; Polypteriformes; Polypteridae
Gene: prmt1
Product: protein arginine methyltransferase 1
Exons: 10
Coding region: 100-1329 (409 amino acids)
Biological process (GO): peptidyl-arginine methylation
Cellular component (GO): nucleus
Molecular function (GO): protein-arginine N-methyltransferase activity
Source: RefSeq, a predicted model, not a curated record